AUGAAGAAGCAACCGUCGCGGCUCGCGUCGGGGAUGAAACGGCUCGCGUCCAAGGUGUCGACGGAGAUGCGGGGCCUCAAGCGGACGCACUCCAGCGCGCAGUCGGGCCUGCGCGGCCUGCGCUUCCUCGACAAGACGUCGGGUGGCAAGGACGGCUGGAAGUCCGUCGAGAAGCGGUUCGAAGAGAUGAGCACCGAUGGCCGCCUGCACAAGGAGAACUUCGCCAAAUGCAUAGGUAUGGCCGAUUCCAAGGAGUUUGCAAGCGAGGUGUUUGUGGCAUUGUCUAGGAGAAGACAUAUUAACCCGGACGAUGGUAUAUUAAAAGAACAACUGAAGGAAUUCUGGGAAGAGAUGACGGACCAGAACUUUGAUUCCCGGCUGCGAAUAUUCUUUGACAUGUGUGACAAGAACGGUGAUGGAAAGCUCACAGAAGACGAGGUCAAGGAGGUCAUUCUGCUAAGUGCCUCAGCAAACAAGCUCGCGAAGCUGAAGAACCAUGCUGCGACCUACGCUUCACUUAUCAUGGAAGAGCUGGAUCCUGAUCAUCGCGGUUACAUUGAGAUUUGGCAGCUAGAGACGCUACUCCGAGGGAUGGUGUCGGCCUCAGGGCCACCUGACAAGAUGAACAUGGCGUCGGCAAGUCUGGCGAGGACGAUGGUACCCUCCAGCUACCGGAGCCCACUGCAGAGGCGCAUUAACAAGACCGUCGACUUCGUCCACGAGAACUGGAAGAGGAUAUGGGUGCUCACGCUGUGGGGUAUCCUCAACAUUGCCCUCUUCAUAUUCAAGUUCAUUCAGUACCGGAGGCGUGCAGUGUUUGAGGUGAUGGGCUACUGCGUCUGCAUCGCCAAAGGCGCCGCAGAGACCCUCAAGCUCAACAUGGCGCUCAUACUGCUCCCGGUGUGCCGGAACACGCUGACGUGGCUCCGAUCCACCGCGCUCAGCAAGGUCGUCCCGUUCGACGACAACAUAAACUUCCACAAGGUUAUUGCUCUUGCAAUCGCAAUCGGUUCGGCAACCCAUACGCUUGAACACGUAUUGUGCGACUUCCCCAGGGUGGUCUCGUGCCCCAAGGAAAAGUUCAUGGAGAAGCUGGGGCCCUUCUUCAACUACGUUCAACCAACAUGGCCGAUUCUGUUGACGAGCAUCCCAGGAUGGACCGGAAUCCUCCUGAUCCUGAUCAUGUCCUUCUCCUUCACGCUGGCGACACACUCCUUCCGGAGGAGUGUUGUGAAGCUGCCGUCGCCGCUGCAUCACCUGGCUGGCUUCAACGCCUUCUGGUACGCCCACCACCUGCUGGUCAUCGCGUACAUCCUCCUAGUGAUGCACUCCUACUUCAUAUUCCUCACCAAGCAGUGGUACAAGCGAACGACAUGGAUGUACUUGGCAGUCCCUGUCAUCUUCUAUGCCUCCGAGAGAAGUAUCAGAAAAAUUCGUGAGAAAAGUUAUCACGUGAGCAUAAUCAAGGCAGCAAUUUACCCAGGAAACGUGCUCUCAAUUUACAUGAAGAAGCCAACGAGCUUCAAGUACAAAAGUGGGAUGUACCUGUUUGUAAAGUGCCCAGACGUUUCUCCUUUUGAAUGGCAUCCCUUCUCCAUCACUUCAGCGCCUGGAGAUGACUACUUGAGCGUUCAUAUCCGUACAUUAGGUGACUGGACGUCAGAACUCAGGAAUCUGUUUGGGAAGGCUUGUGAAGCAGAAGUAACUUCUAAGAAGGCUACUCUAGCUAGACUUGAAACAACUGUUGUGGCACAUGGCUUAUCAGAGGAAACUAGGUUCCCGAAAGUCUUCAUAGAUGGCCCUUAUGGUGCACCGGCUCAAAAUUACAAGAAAUACGACAUUCUUUUGCUUAUUGGGCUAGGAAUUGGCGCGACUCCUUUCAUCAGCAUCCUGAAGGACCUCCUGAACAACAUAAAGUCCAGUGAGGAGCUGCAGAGCACGCAUGAUGCCGAGUUAGGUUGCAGUUUCAAGACCAAUGGGCCAGGAAGAGCCUACUUCUACUGGGUUACCAGAGAGCAGGGCUCCUUCGAAUGGUUCAAAGGUGUUAUGAAUGACGUCGCCGAGAGCGAUCGUGAUAAUGUGAUAGAGAUGCACAACUACCUGACCAGCGUGUAUGAGGAAGGCGACGCAAGAUCAGCCCUGAUUGCCAUGGUCCAAUCACUUCAGCACGCAAAGAAUGGUGUUUUCUACUGUGGAUCUCCAACACUUACGAAGACCCUGAGAGAUCUCUCAGUAGAGUUUAGCAAUACAACGACCACCCGAUUCCAUUUCCACAAAGAGAAUUUCUAAGAAGCAACGGCAUGGGCCUGAGCCCUGGCCCGUCUCGUGUGCCCCAGGGCAUUGGUGAUCAAGUCGUGCAGAAGCUAUAGCUGGGGUGGGUGGUCAGGACAAGGCUGUGCCUGUGCAGCAGGUCAGAUUUUGAGUGGCAGAGCCUUUGCUUCGUUGAGCAGGGGAUUUUACUGGACCAAUGCAAGAGCCUUUUUCUUGGCCGGCUUGCUGGGAGCUUGGUCAGUUUUGGUCUUGAAGGCGUGUAUGCCAAACCCAGGGAGAUUCAGCAAUCAGCAUAGAAGUUCCAUGUAGAAAAAUGAUAUGUGUUAUGUAACUUUUUUCUAGUUAUAACUUUUUUAGUUGAAAUGACGAAUUGGGACCAGGUCAGUGGACUGUUUGGAUACGGACACCAAAGACCUGAGUUCGCGUCUACUUCGACCAGAAUGUAGAUGAUAUUUUCUAUUUA
Panicum virgatum (switchgrass) is the source of this 2734-nucleotide messenger RNA. RefSeq names its product putative respiratory burst oxidase homolog protein H. The record is from RefSeq and is a predicted model, not a curated record. The transcript has 13 exons. Gene Ontology annotation, cellular component: plasma membrane. Lineage: Eukaryota; Viridiplantae; Streptophyta; Magnoliopsida; Poales; Poaceae. Gene Ontology annotation, molecular function: calcium ion binding; NAD(P)H oxidase H2O2-forming activity; peroxidase activity. The coding region runs from base 1 to 2289 and encodes 762 amino acids.